AUGCCCUCGUUGUCUAUUUUCAUUCCUCAUCCUCUCGCUCUCCUUAGAAACCCUAGUAUCUCUGCAGCCGGCGGGCGAGAGAACUCUAGUCCAAUCUCCAGUCGCAUCUUAAAAAGUCAAAAUGGAUUCGAGAAGGAGGCUGCUGAGAUGAACAAGAGGUCAUUUAAGUAUGCAUGGGUACUUGACAAGCUCAAGGCUGAGCGAGAGCGUGGACAUCGUGACUUUAUCAAGAACAUGAUUACUGGUACCUCACAGGCUGACUGUGCCGUCCUAAUCAUUGAUUCCACCACUGGUGGUUUUGAAGCUGGUAUCUCCAAGGAUGGUCAGACCCGUGAGCAUGCUUUGCUUGCUUUCACCCUUGGUGUCAAGCAGAUGAUUUGCUGCUGCAACAAGAUGGAUGCCACCACACCAAAGUACUCCAAGCCUAGAUAUGAUGAAAUUGUGAAGGAAGUUUCUUCCUACAUCAAGAAGGUUGGUUACAACCCUGACAAGAUUCCAUUCGUCCCCAUUUCUGGUUUUGAGGGUGACAACAUGAUUGAGAGGUCCACCAACCUCGACUGGUACAAGGGCCCAACCCUGCUAGAAGCACUCGACCUGAUUCAGGAGCCCAAGAGGCCCUCAGAUAAGCCUCUUCGUCUCCCACUUCAGGAUGUCUACAAGAUUGGUGGUAUUGGUACUGUACCGGUGGGUCGUGUGGAAACUGGUGUCAUCAAGCCUGGUAUGGUUGUGACUUUCGGUCCCACUGGUUUGACCACUGAAGUUAAGUCUGUUGAGAUGCACCACGAAGCCCUUCAGGAGGCUCUUCCUGGUGAUAAUGUUGGAUUCAAUGUCAAGAAUGUUGCUGUCAAGGAUCUCAAGCGUGGUUACGUGGCUUCCAACUCCAAGGAUGAUCCUGCUAAGGGAGCUGCUAGCUUUACCUCCCAGGUCAUCAUCAUGAACCACCCUGGUCAGAUUGGAAAUGGAUAUGCUCCUGUGCUUGACUGCCACACCUCUCACAUUGCUGUUAAGUUUGCUGAACUCCAAACUAAGAUUGACAGGCGAUCUGGCAAGGAGCUUGAGAAGGAGCCCAAGUUUUUGAAGAAUGGUGAUGCUGGUAUUGUUAAGAUGAUUCCAACCAAGCCAAUGGUGGUGGAGACUUUCUCUGAGUACCCACCUCUUGGUCGUUUUGCUGUUAGGGAUAUGCGUCAGACUGUUGCUGUUGGAGUCAUCAAGGGUGUGGACAAGAAGGAUCCAUCUGGUGCAAAGGUGACCAAAGCUGCUGCAAAGAAGGGUGCCAAGUGA
This is a messenger RNA of Fraxinus pennsylvanica, 1281 nucleotides long. The record is from the annotation of a GenBank genome assembly. Lineage: Eukaryota; Viridiplantae; Streptophyta; Magnoliopsida; Lamiales; Oleaceae.